Molecule: messenger RNA, 312 nt
Organism: Pelobates cultripes (western spadefoot toad)
Lineage: Eukaryota; Metazoa; Chordata; Amphibia; Anura; Pelobatidae
Source: the annotation of a GenBank genome assembly
AUGCUUAAGGAAAAGAGGAGGAAACCCAUCCACAAGUUCAACAUCCAGGGGCAAGGCAAAGCCAGGCUACCGGAAGGCAUGCUGUAUACAUUCCAGGGCUACCUCUACAAUCACAAGACACAAGACACAAGCCAGACAGGGCGAAGCCGCACAACGACACAGACAAUGUGUAACGGACUAUCUCGAAAACAUGUCACCCGGAAACUCUCACCAGACCUCGCUGCAGACUUGGAAUGGCCCCUGACAUUAGAGGAACUUGCCAGGGGCCAUGAAACUAUCGAAACCGCAUCAGGCCCCUGGACCUUCCCCUGA